AUGCGGAAAAUCGAACUGGAAAUUGGAAAGAUUGGUAUGAACACUCGUAAGCCUCAGCCGCUCAACGGACGUAUCAUUUAUUUCCGAAAACAGGGCACGAUUACCAGUACCCAAGCUGCAUCUGGUUCGUCAACACUCAGCAGUAGCAGCAUUGUAUUGAUGGUGUUAUGUGCUCGAGCAAUAUUGAAGGGUUGCAUAGCACAUCAGCCGUAA
Gongylonema pulchrum is the source of this 213-nucleotide messenger RNA. Lineage: Eukaryota; Metazoa; Nematoda; Chromadorea; Rhabditida; Gongylonematidae. The record is from the annotation of a GenBank genome assembly.